Molecule: messenger RNA, 4133 nt
Organism: Apis laboriosa (Himalayan honeybee)
Lineage: Eukaryota; Metazoa; Arthropoda; Insecta; Hymenoptera; Apidae
Product: endoplasmic reticulum metallopeptidase 1-like
Exons: 14
Coding region: 58-2706 (882 amino acids)
Biological process (GO): proteolysis
Molecular function (GO): metalloexopeptidase activity
Source: RefSeq, a predicted model, not a curated record
UUUUAAUUCAAAAGCUUAAUUUCUUUUCAAAGUGCCUUUUAUAUUUGAAUACAGACAAUGAGAGACGGAAUAAGAUUACGUCAACAUGUCUCUAAAAGAUCCACUAGUGAUGUGUUAUAUGAGGAUAAAGCUUCUUCAAAGAAGAAAGAAGUACUGCCAAAUGAAACUCAACAUUUACUUUUUCUUUUUACAUUUUAUCUUUUUGUGUCCAUUAUUAUUAUUACAUUUGAAAAGAAAUUACCUGAACCAUUAACAAUAAAUAAAGAAGGUUUAUAUCCUGGAAGAUUUAUUGCUGAAAGAGCACAUAAUCAUCUUUUGAAUAUUACAUCUAUUGGACCACGAAUUGUUGGAAGUUAUGAAAAUGAAGUAUUGGCAAUUAAAUAUUUAACUAAUAUCAUUAAUAAUAUAGUUAAAGGAGCCAAUGAGAAUCAUAAGAUUCUAGUCAAUGUAACCAAGCAUAGUGGAGCUUUUCCUUUAAAAUUUUUAGAUGGAAUGACAAAUGUAUAUAGAAAUGUUCAAAAUGUUAUUGUUAAAAUUGGUCCUCAUAGAUCUACUCAGAGUAGUUUAUUGAUAAAUUGUCAUUUUGAUACUUUUCCAGAAAGUCCCGGUGGAUCUGAUGAUGGAGCUAGUUGUGCUGUGAUGUUAGAAAUUUUACGUGUAAUUAGUCAUAGUUCAAAAUUAUUAAAGCAUAACAUUAUAUUUUUAUUUAAUGGUGCUGAAGAAAAUUUAUUACAGGCUUCCCAUGGCUUUAUAACACAACAUCCUUGGGCUAAAGAAGUGAGAGCUUUUAUAAAUUUAGAAGCUUGUGGUGCUGGUGGUCGUGAAUUAUUGUUUCAGGCUGGACCUGAUAGUUCUUGGAUGCUUCAAAUAUAUGCUACAUCUGUUCCUUAUCCUUAUGCAUCAUCCUUAGCUCAAGAAAUCUUUGAAAGUGGCAUUGUACCUGGAGAUACUGAUUUUCGAAUAUUUAGAGAUUUUGGAAAUGUUUCUGGCCUUGAUUUUGCAUGGGCAACUAAUGGUUAUGUAUACCAUACUAAAUUUGAUAAUAUUCACCAAAUACCAUUAGGAUCUUUACAAAGAACUGGAGAUAAUAUUCUUGCUUUAUUACAAGGAAUAAUAUUAGAUAAUUAUUUAUCCGAAAUACCAUUUCAAGAUCAUACAGGAAAUCCUGUAUUUUUUGAUUUCUUAGGUACAUUUGUUAUCAGAUGGCCUCAAUAUAUGGCAUGUACAAUUAAUAUUAUUAGCAUAAUUGUUAGUAUAUAUUCGAUAUAUUUAAAUAUACAAAAUGCUCGUCGAGAUACGAAAAAAUCAAUAUAUUUAAAACAUUUAUUAUUAUGUACGGGAGCAAUAAUUGUUUCAUGGCUAGUAUCUAUACUUUCAUGCACAUUAAUCGCACUUAUUCUUACUAAACUUGGAAAAGUUAUGAGUUGGUAUGCAAGACCAGCAUGGUUAUUUUUUCUAUAUGUGGUUCCAACUAUUUUCAUAUCAAUGACAUUUUUUUUAUUCAUUGGCUCACGUCAAAAAAAGGAAGUUAAAUCUGCAUGGACUUUAUAUCAAAUAUAUUGUGAUUCAUAUUCCAUAAUAUGGAUAUCUGUUCUUUCUUUUUGUGUUGUAUUUGAGAUACGAUCUGGUUUUAUACCAUUACAUUGGGUUGUAUUUCCUACUGUUGGAAAUAUAAUUCGAUGUAAUUUCUUUAACAAAUGGAGAGGUUGGAAAUGGCUGUUUUAUUAUUUAAUGACGACAUGUUUACCUUAUAUACAAUCUUUUUAUUUAAUAAUUGGAGCUCUUUAUCUUUUUAUACCUAUAAUGGGACGAUCUGGUAGCAGUAUAAAUUCGGAAGUUGUUAUGGCUAAUAUGUUAUGCAUCCUCUUUUCUCUGCUACUUAGUUUCACGUUACCAUUUGUACUUUUAAUAAAAAAUGCAGAGAGAAUCUUAAGUGUAUUAAUGGGAAUAUUUUUAAUAACUAUAGGAGUAUUAAUUUUAACUCCACUUGGUUUUCCUUAUAGUGGUGAUUUAUCAUCAUUAGCACCAGAACGAUUUAUGAUUGCGCACACACAAAAACAAUAUUAUGAUGUUGAUGGUAAUUUACGUUAUUCUGGAACGGGAUAUUGGAUAGCUGAUUUAGAUAUGAAUAGUCCACAUAGUGUAGAAGCUGUAGUACCUGAAAUAGGUGCAGUAAUGUCAACAAUAAAAGAUUGUGAAAAAGAAUUAUAUUGCGGCCUACCAUAUUUUAUGCCUGUUACAACAUUUUUAUGGAAAACAAGUUGGAUUCCAGGCCCUGCUCCAUUAAUUAGUAUUCCAACAAAACUUGAACUUAUUUCAAAGUCUAUAAAACAAAAUAUUGUUAGUUUUACUUUUAAUGUUACAGGUCCUGAUCAUAUAAGUAUAAUUUUAUCUCCAUAUAAAGGGGUUCAUUUACAGAAGUGGUCUAUUUUAGAAGGGAAACCAUUAGAAGGACCUAAAUGGAACAAUAGAGAAACAUAUUUUAUUUAUUAUUCUUGUGCAUCUGACUGUGUUCCUUUCACAUUUUCUCUUGAAUUGAAUAUAAAUAAUAUGCCGAAAACUCCAUGCUUAUCAAUAGCACUAGGUGGUCAUUUUUUACAUGGUGAACACCAAACAUCUUUAAGAUUCAAACGAUUCUUAGCACAAUUUCCAUCUUGGUCAGUCGUCACUCCAUGGACAGCAACAUACACUUCUUGGCAAUUUUAAUAAGUAACAUACAAAACUAAUUCUCUCUUGAAUCUUUACUGAAUGCUUAGAGAAUAGUUUACUGAAUAUUGUAAGAAUAGUCAAUGAUAGCCUAAUGAAAACGGCAUUGUACUACAUGUUAUAUAGACAUUUACAAGAUAUAUAAUAUUUAAUAAUACAAAUUAUAAGCUUAAAAAUUAAAAUAAUCUUAUAUUAUUUGUUAAUUUUUUGCAAUUGCAAUAUAACGAAAAGUUACAGUCUAUAUUUAAAAAUAGGAAAAAAAACAAGAAAAAUAUAUUCAGGAUGGAAUAUUUUUCAUUCUAUUUAUAUAAAUUUUUUACUAGUAUAUUAUUAAAUAGAUUAAAAGAAUUUUCAAGGUAGACCUAAGUUAGAAAUAAAAAAAUUCGAAAAAUUUCGAUUUUCUUAAUUAUAGUCAUGGUAGGAUACUAUAAUUUAGCAUAUCAAAACUGUAUGCCUUAGAUUUACAACUAUAUGUAAUUCUUAAAUGCUAGAAUAAUAAUUUCCGUAGACUAACUAAUCUGUAACAGCAGAUAGUGAAUCGAAGAAAUUGAAAUAUUGAAAAAUCAUCGCUAUGCGAUAAUUAUCUUUGUAUUGCGAUCUCUAUUAAGGACACUAUUUAAUGAUUAUUCUUCUAUCUUGAAUAAUCGAUAUAUGCAUUUUAUGAAUCCAGUUAAAGCACAAAUGUUAUAGUCUGCUUUAUUAUGCGUUAUAUUAAGAUUUAUUUAGGUUUAAUUUAGGAUAAAAUUAAUCUAUAAGAAUUCCGAUUUCUUCACUAAUGAAUUUUAUAGUUAUUACAUAUGUCUUAUAUAUUUAUUUCUCUUUUAACGUUUCGUUGAUUUUUUUGUUACAAUUGUUUAGAAUGAGAACCAUAUCAUAAUUGAUUAAAAAAUGCUUAUAUUAGAAUUUAGUAAUGUAAUUUGUUAAAGGGUUGUUUUAUUAAUUUAUUUUUUUUAAAGGAGAUAAAAUUUUUUUAUUACUUCAUUCGUUUUCAUUUACAUUUGUUGUUGUCAAGAGACUGAAUUUAUUUUAAUUGUUGUUGAUAGUUGUUAGUAUAUAUUAAAUUUCAUUUUUGUACUAUUUAAAUAACUCAAUUUGCAUAGUAUAUUAAUCGGUAAAUAGUUGAAAAGUUAAAUGAAUAUAAUUAAGAAAUAUUUAUAAUAACAUUUUCAAAUUUAAUUGUAAGAAAAUUAUGCCAAUAUUGAUAGCCAAUCACAUAGUCAGAUGUAAGUUUAAAGUAUUAUUAGGAGAUAGUAUGCGAGAAAUUUAAAUAUAUUAUUAUAGUACUUUUACACAAAUGUAAAAAAAAAACAUAUUUAAAUGCAUGUAUGUUCAACUCGUUAUGUGAUAACAUUAGAAGAUUUAAUUUUCUAUAAUUGAUAAUCUAUAAAUUUGAAUUCAAUUUUAAUAUAUAUUAUUAAUUAAAAAUU